AUGUUUUAUGCUAGUAAUAAAGGCUCUGCUAGUGUAAAAGGAUGUGAUGAUGUAUGGUAUUUGGAUAGCGGAUGCAGCAAUCAUAUGACUGGCAGAGAAGAUGUAUUAGUUGAUGUUGAUAAGAAUAUAACUGUAAAAGUUACAAUGGGGACAGGACAAUUGGUUGAUGUUGUUGGAAAAGGAAAUCUUGUUGUUGACACUAAGAUGGGAAGAAGGUAUGUCAAAGAGGUCCUGUUAGUUGCUGGUCUCAAGGAGAAUUUGCUCAGUGUAGGGCAAAUGAUGGAGCAUGGAUAUGUUCUGAUUUUUGGUUCCAAUAAGGCUGAAAUUUAUGAUGAUAGUUCUCUAUCAAAUUUGGUUGCUAAGGUGCAAAUGAAAGGCAACAGAAGCUUUCCUUUGAAGCUUCACACAACUUUACAAGUUGCAUUAAGAGCAAAUGUAGAGUCAUCCUUAAUUUGGCAUAGAAGAAUGGGGCACUUAAACUUCACUAAUUUGAAGCUGCUGCAAGAUCAGGGAAUGGUACUUGGACUGCCAGAAAUUAAGCCUGUCAAUGAAGUGUGUGAGGGCUGUACCUUUGGAAAACAUUGCAGAGAUUCCUUUCCAAAAGAAACAACAAGCAGAGCCACAAUCCCACUCGAGUUGGUACACACAGAUGUCUGUGGACCAAUGCAGACUGUUACCAAAGCUGGAAAUAGAAAUUUAAAGCCACUGUUGAGCUGCAAAGUGGAUAUAAAUUGA
Molecule: messenger RNA, 735 nt
Organism: Prunus armeniaca (apricot)
Lineage: Eukaryota; Viridiplantae; Streptophyta; Magnoliopsida; Rosales; Rosaceae
Source: the annotation of a GenBank genome assembly